This is a messenger RNA of Danio rerio (zebrafish), 2323 nucleotides long. Lineage: Eukaryota; Metazoa; Chordata; Actinopteri; Cypriniformes; Danionidae. The record is from RefSeq and is a predicted model, not a curated record.
GAGAACACUUAAUAUUUAAUGUCUCCACAACAAACUGAUAAGUCAUUGGUGCCCCCUUCGGCUUUGUGUUUCCACCUGGACACAUCAGGAAAACAAGGUAACAUUUAUUUCAUCUAUUAAAGUUCACAGCUAGUGUAAACUAUACUAUAAGUAUAUUGUAUUUGAACAGGAUUUGUUAAGAGCAACUGGCACAGAACUGCAAACUGCUUUAAACCUUUCUAUAUAUUUUAUAGAUGCGUAUUUGUAGUUUGUAUUGAUUCGUUUUGUAUUAAGAACUUUUUUCGUGAAGAUAUGAAGAUGCUUCAAUCUAGGAUAUCAAAUGUACCAUUUUUGGACGGAUCAAAAGACAUGUAUGGGACAAUGAACAAAGGCCACUUUAAAUUAAUUGACAACACAGCCAUGGUGAACAGAAUUACUGUAUAUCGUCCUGUUUCACCACAUUUCCAGUAUGGAGAGUCGAAAAAUCUGGAAAAGCUCCAGACAGAGACAGCGCUGUCCUUUCCUUCCCAUCCACCUGUAUCUCUCAUUAAGCCAAAGUUAACCCACCUGACGAUGCAGUGCACCAACUUUAAAAUGCCUUCUGGAGACAUGUGUGGAAACUUCGAGACCACUCACGCAGAUUUUAAGCCCAUGCCCAUGUCCGCAGCCCAACUAUGUCGACCCACCACCACAGGCUGGAUAAAUUUGCUGGAAGUUAAAAGUCCAAAGACGAUGUACAGUUCCUGCUAUACUAAACAUGAGGUGUCACCAAUCCUCAAAGCGAAGGAAACGACACAGACAGGCGUCGGCUCGACUUUAAGACAGGACAAAAUGGACAAGAACUGUAGCUCCAGUUACCAUGAGCAGUUCCGGUACAGACAGUGUCCUUCAAAUCCUCCUCUUCAAUCCAUAGAGAAGCAACGAAUUCAGUAUUCAUCUGUUGCAAUGGGAGACCGAGACAAGAUACUGAACAAUCAAACAACUUAUUCCACCUAUUUUAGACCAUCAGAUGACAACAGUACUCCAACAAAAACCUGCCUCCAACUUCUAGUGUGCAUUCAUCAUGCACAAUCAGAUCAUUGUGAUAUAUUGAUGAAGUAUUUAAAUUUUAUAGCUUAUUAUUUGUUUCUAACAGGCCCUAUUCACCUAGAGCACAGAAGCCCAACUCUCAGCUCUGUGUUUAAGGGAGAGCUUCUUAAUGCUAACCCAGAGAGACUGUCAACAACAAACCAGCAGUUUUUCCCAAAGAUGAAAAGCACGCAGUUCCCAGUGCAUGUGGAUGGAUCCAGUAUCAGGACUCUGAGUAACGUAGAAUUCGGGAAGCCUAAUAUGGCUGGAUGUUUCUACAGCACAACAACACAGGAGCAGUUCUCACAUAAAGAAGUGGUUCGUCCCAAAACACCAGUAUAUCCACCUAGUCAUGUGUUGUUUGAGCAAGAGCCUGAUCAGCUGCUUACAACCAUGCAAAAUGAUUUUAUCCCGCUAAACUCUAGAAGACAGGAGCUGAGCCCUGGCCAGCUUCAGCAGGUUAAAGAAAGCCAUAUCAGGCCCCGGAACAGCAAUCAUGACUUCCGAACAACCCACAAUGAAGCUUUUGUACCCAUGCCUUAUUGCAAGGCAUUUCUGGACAACCCACCCCUACAACACAUCAGCCAUAUGCCAUAUUGAUGUGGCAAAAUUAUUAUUAUUUAUUUAUUAUUAUUAUUAUUUUAACAUUUUGUUACUCAAGUGACUGUAAACAAAGUAUAGUAAGAUCAAGUCUAGUCAGGUUGGCUUUAUUGUCAUUUUAACAAUAUACAGCGUAAUACACAGUGAAGCAAAACAAUGUUCUUCCAGGACCAAGAUGCUAAUUCAAACAACAUAAAUUGACAACGUAACACAGGACUGUGCAUCACUAUUAAAAUUUAAGGAACAAAAUAGAAUGAGACAAACUAAAAUAAAAAAGUGCGGUUUGCACUGUAUAUUUAGUGCAAACAAGACAGGACAGAGAAGACCAAGGGAGAACAAGGAAGAUAUACUGUUUAUUAAAGAAUUCUGGGAAAGAAUCAGCCAUUUACUUCUAUAGUAUUUAAUUUUUGUUUCUACGAUGGCUGUUUUUUCCCAUCAUUCUUCAAAAUAUUUUUCGUUCAACAGAAGGAGGAUGUUUAUAAAAGUUUAGAACAACUUGAGUGUGAGAAUAUGUCUUUUUUUUUGAGUGGGUGAACUGUCCCCUUAUCCAUAAUCAUCAAAAUCCAACCCAACUCCAUCAUAGCAUUAAUAAAUAAUAAUCUAAAUCAAGUUAAAAAAUGCUUUUUGAAGCUAUUUUAUAAUUGACUUUGUUUUAUUGCAUUUAAUGUGUAACAGA